Molecule: messenger RNA, 2560 nt
Organism: Pollicipes pollicipes
Lineage: Eukaryota; Metazoa; Arthropoda; Thecostraca; Pollicipedomorpha; Pollicipedidae
Product: homeotic protein antennapedia
Exons: 4
Coding region: 1-654 (217 amino acids)
Biological process (GO): anterior/posterior pattern specification; negative regulation of transcription by RNA polymerase II
Cellular component (GO): nucleus
Molecular function (GO): DNA-binding transcription factor activity, RNA polymerase II-specific; RNA polymerase II cis-regulatory region sequence-specific DNA binding
Source: RefSeq, a predicted model, not a curated record
AUGUAUUUCACGCGAGCGGCUGACGCUAACUGGUGGUUAGAGUACGAGGACUGGUGUGAGGCGACCAGUCGAGGCGUGGACAGGGGUGCCACGGUCCGCAAGGGCUGUGCGGGCCGGACGCCAGCGGAGAUGGGCCACACCGGCCCCCGGCCAGCGGAGAUGGACCAUGGACCACACCCACCCGGGCCGGUGGAGGAGGAUCACGCCCGCCCCCGGCCAGCGGAGAUGAACGACACCGGCUCCGGCCAAGGGAGGUGGACCCCAUCUCCCCCGGCCAACGGAGCCGGCCGGCUCGGCGGUGACGGCUACCUCGCGCAGGACGUGUUCGGCCGCGGUCCGUGCCCAGCCAUCCAGCAGCCAGGCAGCCUCUUCCCUUGGAUGAAGGCGCAGUUCGACAGGAAGCGUGGUCGGCAGACGUACACCCGGUACCAGACGCUGGAGCUGGAGAAGGAGUUCCACUUCAACCGCUACCUGACCCGCCGGCGUCGAAUCGAGAUCUCCCACCAGCUGUGCUUGACGGAGCGCCAAAUAAAGAUCUGGUUCCAGAAUCGGCGCAUGAAGUGGAAAAAGGAGCAUAGGACGCUCGACACCACGGACGACAAGGCGGCGUCGGUGGAGGUGGCAGAUGCGGAAAAAUCUCCGGGUGGGGCGUAAAUUAUCAGCAUUUCUGCGAUUGCGGUGGUGAAAUAUUAUUUGGCUACUGUGUAGGACAAGGCAUGCUGGCGCGGGCUGGUGGUGCUUGCUGCUGGCCCAGUGAUAUUCGGCCGGUCGUUCAUCGGAGCCGCGGAUGAUGCUGUGGAAACAUUCGGUCCCGAUCACCAGGUUACUGGCACCUCGGGGCCCGUCAUCGCGUCAUCAGGUGACGUCAUCGGUUCGUCGGUGCUCGUUCGUGUUGUUAUGAGAUCGUCAGCUGUGGUGUCCAGCGCCGGGGGGUCAGGCAAUACUGUGCCGCCUGCAGUCACCCAUCGUGUGACAUCAUCUCCCCACCGACGGCUGGUGACGUCAGACGACCAGAGACGUCAGAGACAGACGUCAGGCUGGGCCCGACGCCGUGCGGCCUUACAUCCGUCUGGACCGCUGGUGAGGCUGUCCAGCACGCUCGCCCAACUCACACCGAUACUGGACAUGACGUCUAUGACGCCGGCUUACACAACACUCCUUGCACGCCACGUGGCAGAGGCUGUACACACCUACACCGGGUGGGGCGAAACGGAGAGCCAAAGCAAUUUGGAGUCUUUUGUAUUCGCACGGUGAUGAUAUGUUUAAACCAUUUGUAUUUUAUACGCAAUUUAAAACGACAUACAGCUUUCACCAUCGGGUACGCUUGAGAACGGUUGAUCUUCGCCCUCUUCGUUGGGAGGGAGAUCAUCUCGACCUGGUCUGACAUGUUCGGACAGUAGGUGGCAGCGACCUCUCCCAGGGUCACUUCCAUCCGUGCGUAGGACCUUACGCGAAAGGUUAUGUAUGCCGGUGCCGUGUGCAUUUGUGCUUCGUCCAAUUUGUACGGAAAAAACGUAUCACGCAAUACUGCAUAUGUGAUUAGGAACGGAAUACGUAACUGAUUGUGUGGUAUACCGAUACGUAAUACGUUUCCAUACUAGCACCGUAUUUUAGAACGCUUUCACUUGGUUGUUUGCUAGCCACUAAGGCCGUUUGUAGGAGGAUGAGGUAGGUGGCUAGGCUCACUGCACUGUUGCAGUGUUCAACGCACUAUAAGUGCAUUCGUCUCACUGCAAUUUUUGAAUAUAGGAUAUGCUUGUGAUAUACGAAAAGCGCUGGCCAAUGCGCCCUUUCACACGAGGCCACCGUUGGAUGCAUUAGUUUCGGCAGGCGUCAAACGCCUUUGCUUUUUGUGAUUUGAGUCUCUGCCGCUGCGCAGUGCAAUGUAGCGUCGCUCGCUUGCUCUCCCAAAGAUCGGCGCGCGCGGCGUCCUCCCUGCGGUGCCUAGCACGCGUUCUCUCGCGCUGCCUCGUGAGCCGGUCACGAUCAGCGCCCCAGGCUGGCAGCUAGGUUGUUACUGUGGCGGGAUGAUCUCGGAGGCGAGGACGGCGACCACACCUAUCGUGGCGGACUGCAGCGUGCGUGGAAUCGGUGCGGUGCGGUGCGGUGCGGUGCGGUGCGGCGCCCGCUGGACGGUGGCGACGGGUUUGAGCAGUGCGUAUCUGAUGUGUGGCGUGGCGGGCUGGCAUUGAACGGUGCUUGCUGUCAGGCGGGAGGCGGACGAGCCAUCAGGGGCCGAAGACAUCGGACUGUGACAAUCGUGUACGUAACAUUUAGUACAAGCAAUAGCUACGACCUGUUGGCUUCCGACUCCGCGCCGGGCUAUUUUCUGUUCGGCGAUUUCCGCGCUGCACUCGCUCUGGGGUCACGCGGACCCCGUGACUCACCCCUGACGGGGUGUGGUUUAGCUGUGUUAUCCGCGCCUACCUGACGUUUCAGAAAUGGUAUUUUCGUUCCUCGCCGCACAAAAACGCUCUCCGUUGUUGAAAAAAUACUCUCCGUUGUUGGUUUCAAUGCACGAUCCAUGAGAAUUAUGUCAUCACGGCGUCGUUGUUUUCAU